Molecule: messenger RNA, 928 nt
Organism: Styela clava
Lineage: Eukaryota; Metazoa; Chordata; Ascidiacea; Stolidobranchia; Styelidae
Molecular function (GO): cysteine-type endopeptidase inhibitor activity
Source: RefSeq, a predicted model, not a curated record
CCUCACGCCGGCGCGUCGUCAGCUAAUUUUCACUGGACAGUCAGUUAAGCCUGGACAUUAAUAUGAACACGCCAGUGCGAAAUAUAAUGCUUGUUUUGCUGCUAGGAAUUUUUGUUUCUGUUGUAUCAGCUCAAUCUGGCAAUGGCGAAGUUGGAACAGUCUCUGAUUCUCCUUUGCGUCCUCCAUCUCUUGGGGAAGCUAUUCCGUCGUAUCCAGAUUAUGAAGGUAAUUCAUACCCUGGCGGUCACUACCCCGGCAACUACGAAGGGUAUCGUUACUACAACUAUGACGAUUACUUCACCAGAAUAAAUGACUCAUCAGAAGAAGAUUCGUUCUCUAAUGGGAAUGAAGAAGGAACCCCGCUCCCAACAGACUUGGCAAAUCCAGUGAUGUUUCCACAAGAGCCAUCUGUCUGUAUGCAACCAGUAUAUGCAGAUAACGAAUCGGUCGACUAUGUCGUAAAAGCAUCUACACAGGCGCCACGGAAAAUACUAUCUUAUCUGGAAUUGAAAUCUUCUGAGGCCAGGAAAGCGGUGAUGCUUGCCGUAGAAUACUACAUUCAAGAAAAAAAGGGAUCAGUAAAUUUAGAAAUGACUGAGAUCAAAAGCGGAUGCCAGCAGGUAUUAGCUGGAACACUCUUCUUCUUCGUUUUUGACGCAAAGGAGACGAUUUUCUGUGACACAGCUGCCGUGAACGCUACAUGCACCGAAAACACAAUGCACUCAAGAGAAUGCAGAGCGAGGGUUCAUCACAGCCAAGCAAACUCUUGGUAUCCAUUCUUCACCGAAUGCCACUCUCCUGAGUUCUAUCAAAUUCCGAGAAAAAUAGUACGAGUUCGUUAUGUAUAAAGUAACAACCAGAUUAAACAAGAAUCAGUUAUCGACCUUUUGGCGAAUGUGUUUUUUUUCUAUGAGUAUUGCAUGAUGGA